Molecule: messenger RNA, 1206 nt
Organism: Microthlaspi erraticum
Lineage: Eukaryota; Viridiplantae; Streptophyta; Magnoliopsida; Brassicales; Brassicaceae
Source: the annotation of a GenBank genome assembly
AUGUCUUCUCUGGAGAAGGAGCCAGAGCCGUCGAUGUCGAUGGAAUCAACCCCAACUCCUUUGCUUCCCGAUGAUUUGCUAUUGAGCUGCUUCGCACGUGUCUCUAGAUUGUAUUAUCCGACCCUCUCCCUCGUCUCCAAGCGUUUUCGAUCUCUCCUUACUUCACCGGAGCUUUACAAGGCCCGGACACUCUUGGGCCAUACCGAAAAUUGUCUCUAUGUGUGCUUUGAGUCCUAUCCACGUUCUCUCUGGUACACUCUCUGCCUAAAACCUAAUCAAACCCUAAUUAACGACACAAGUGACUGGGAGGAUAAGAAAAAGAAGAAGAAUGAGUCAAGUGGGUAUGUUUUGGCUAGAGUCCCAAUUCCAAGCUCUCCUCGUGUGCGCUUUCCGGGUCUCGUGGCGGUUGGUUCUGAUAUCUACGGAAUUGAAGAUGGCAUCCCCUACUUCGAAAAAAAGGAAGAACGCUCCUCCUCUAACGUCUGGAUUCUAGAUUGCCGGAUUCACACGUGGUGCGAGGCUCCAAGCUUGCCGGUGAAGCUAAUGACACUUUCUGCUAGCUUUCUUGAUGGAAAUAUAUAUGUAGCAGGAAGUAGCUACAAAGACGGCAACUGGAAGAACACAAUAGAGGUUUUCGACACAAAAACACAGAUUUGGGACACUGAGAGCAUCGACCCUUGCAGCGAGACAAAAUGCAAUUUCAAUAACUCGAGAAGCGCAUGUAUUGACGGAAAGUUGCACGUGCUGCAGAAUAGGGAAGAGACGGUUGCUUACAAUUCCAAGGAGAGUGAAUGGGACUUGGUUGGAGGAGAGAUGGGACAUUAUAAGAUUUAUUAUUCUUAUUGCGUGAUAGAGAAUGUUAUGUACUCUCUUAAUUCUAACGGAGUAUUGAGAUGGUAUGACACUGAUGUAAGCAGGUGGAGAUGUUUGACGGGUUUGGAAGGACUACCUGAGUUCCUUCAUGACGCUCGUAUUAGAUUGGCUGAUUAUGGUGGAAAGCUUGCGGUUUUGUGGGAAGGCAAGAUAGAGAAUGAUCCGUAUGAUUUAAGGCAAGGGGGCGGCUAUAACAAGAUUUGGUAUGCGGAGAUUGCGCUUGAGAGACGGCAAAAAGGACGUGAGAUUUGGGGGACAGUUGAGUGGCUUGAUAAUGUGCUCACAGUCCCUAAAUCAUGUAAUCUCGUGAAGGUUCUUGCGGUUACUGUUUGA